AUGUCUUCCUCUUCUUACCCUAAAGAUAAGAAAAAUCCCAAAUUUGGCCAUCUCCCUCUGUCAACCUCUGGUCCUGAAGAAUGUGCUUUGACUGGCUCAGCACUCCUCCGUUCCCCCUACCACAACAAAGGUAGCGCCUUUCCAUCCAAUGAACGCAAAGACUUCAAGCUCUACGGCCUACUACCUCCUAAUGUACAGACGUUGGAAGCGCAGGUCGAACGAGCCUAUCGACAGUAUUGCAGCCGUACCGACGCGUUGGCGAAGAAUACUUUUAUGACGAGUAUGAAAGAGCAGAAUGAGGUGCUUUACUAUAAGCUUAUACAAGAGCAUCUCAAAGAGAUGUUCGGUAUCAUAUAUACGCCUACCGAAGGUGAUGCCAUACAGAACUUUUCAAAGGUGUUCAGGAGACCAGAAGGCUGCUUUUUGAAUAUCUUCGACCAAGAUCGGAUUGAGGACAAUCUGGCUCAAUGGGGUGAUCCUGAGGACAUUGACUAUAUUGUCGUGACUGAUGGUGAAGAGAACCACCAACUACUGAACGAUGAUCUCUACCUUGGUCUUCGACGACCGCGAGUACGUGGUAAAGAGUACGAUGAAUUUGUUGACAAAUUCGUCCAGUCCGUACGCAAGUUGUAUCCCGGCGCCUAUCUACACUUCGAGGACUUUGGCUUGACCAAUGCCCGAAGAAUACUGGACAAGUACAGGCCAGAGGUCGCUUGCUUCAACGACGACGUCCAAGGAACAGGAGUCAUCACACUGGCUGCUAUCAUGGCGGGUCUCCAUGUCAGCGGCUUGAAACUCACAGAUAUGAGGCUGGUGGUCUUUGGCUCUGGAACAGCAGGAAUCGGCAUCGCGGAUCAAGUUCGAGAUGCCAUUGCAGCUGAGAGCGGCAAGUCCAAGGAGGAUGCAGCGAAGCAAAUCUGGUGCGUUGACAAACCUGGACUCUUGCUCAAAUCCCAGGGUGAAGACCUCACGAUCGGCCAAGGCCCAUUCGCUCGCGAUGACAAAGAGUGGCAGGGCAAGGACCACAACGACCUCUUUACCGUGAUCAAGGAAGUCAAGCCACAUGUGUUGAUCGGAACAUCAACGAAACCAAAAGCCUUCACCGAAGAGGUAGUCAGGGAGAUGUCGAAGCAUGUUGAAAGACCUAUCAUCUUCCCUUUGAGCAAUCCUACUCGGUUGCAUGAGGCGGAUCCAAAGGACAUCAAUGAAUGGUCAGAGGGCAAAGCUUUGAUAGCUACUGGUAGUCCUUUCCCACCUGUGGAGUACAAUGGCAAGAAGUAUGAAGUUGGACCAGAGCUGAUCAUCUCUGCAGCUGAAUGCAACAAUUCGACUGCAUUCCCCGGCAUCGGUCUUGGCGCCGUCUUGUGUAGAUCACGCCUCCUAUCGGACAAGAUGCUUGUAGCGGCAGUAAAAGCCAUAGCCGCUCAAUCGCCUGCUCUCAAAGACCCAGACAAAGGGCUCGUGCCAGAUGUCAUCGAUGUACGAGAAAUCAGCGUCCACGUUGCAAAGGCAGUCAUUAAGCAAGCCAUUGAAGAAGACCUAGCUACCGAAAAAGAGAUCCCAGAGAACGACGAAGAUCUCGAAGAAUGGAUCCGAGAGCAAAUGUGGGAGCCACGCUACCGACCCUAUGUCCGCGUCGAUAAAGAAAAGGCAAGUAAGCACGGGAAGGGAGAGCUUGGAGUCGGCAGCGUGAGGAAAGAAGCGAAAGGACCGAAGCCUGAAUAG
This is a messenger RNA of Letharia lupina, 1725 nucleotides long. RefSeq lists its product as uncharacterized. Gene Ontology annotation, biological process: pyruvate metabolic process; malate metabolic process. Gene Ontology annotation, cellular component: mitochondrion. The record is from RefSeq and is a predicted model, not a curated record. Bases 1 to 1725 code for a protein of 574 amino acids. The transcript has 8 exons. Gene Ontology annotation, molecular function: malate dehydrogenase (decarboxylating) (NAD+) activity; NAD binding. NCBI's taxonomy places the organism in Eukaryota, Fungi, Ascomycota, Lecanoromycetes, Lecanorales, Parmeliaceae.